Molecule: messenger RNA, 2844 nt
Organism: Kwoniella shivajii
Lineage: Eukaryota; Fungi; Basidiomycota; Tremellomycetes; Tremellales; Cryptococcaceae
Exons: 7
Coding region: 1-2844 (947 amino acids)
Biological process (GO): proton transmembrane transport
Cellular component (GO): membrane
Molecular function (GO): antiporter activity
Source: RefSeq, a predicted model, not a curated record
AUGCUAGGGACCAUAUUCAAUUCCACGUUGGUGGCUGAGCUCACGAAGCUUCCACUACAAACGAGAUCCAUAUCUGACAGUGUUUUGACCGGGAUGGAUCCUACAGAAGUCGAUACUUCAAACCCCGUCAUAUUAUUCAUCAUCCAAUUGUUCAUCAUCAUCGGAUUCACACAAGGUCUAGGAUGGGCUUUCCAAUUCAUCAAUCAACCUCGAGUCAUCGCUGAGGUCGUGGGAGGUAUCAUACUCGGUCCAACAGUCAUGGGUCGUAUUCCUCAUUUCACCGAUCACAUCUUCCCUAAAGCUUCGGUACCUUUUCUCAACCUAGUCGCCAAUGUAGGAUUGAUCCUAUUCCUUUUCGUCAUUGGUGUUGAAGUCGAUAUCAACGUGAUGAAGAAAAACGGGUUCGCUUGUGCUGCUAUCUCAGUCGCUGGUAUGGUUGUACCAUUCGGCUUAGGAGCAGCAGUUGCCGUACCGGUAUAUCAUACUUAUGUCGACACGGACAACGUCUCUUUUGGCCAUUUCAUGCUUUUCAUUGGUGUGGCAAUGGCUAUCACUGCUUUCCCUGUCCUCUGUCGGAUCCUUACAUCAACUAAAUUACUCGAUACAAAGGUCGGAGUCAUAGUAUUAGCUGCGGGCGUAGGAAACGAUGUUGUUGGCUGGGUUUUAUUAGCUCUUACUCUCGCUUUGGUAGGAUCAGGUACUGGUGCCACAGCAGUUUACGUUCUUCUCUGCGCGAUCGCAUGGGCUUUGGUCUUACUUAUCCCAGUCAAAAGAGCUUUCCUCUGGCUGGUCAAAAGGAGUGGUUCAUUGGAACAUGGUCCCACUCCUGGAAUCAUGACUUUGACACUUCUGAUCAUUUUCACUUCAGCUUUCAUGACUGGUAUCAUCGGUGUUCAUCCCAUCUUUGGUGGUUUCCUCGCUGGUCUUAUCAUCCCUCAUCACGGUGGUUUCGCGAUUGCCAUUGUGGAAAAGAUUGAUGAUCUAGUAUCUCUUUUAUUCCUUCCUAUAUAUUUCGUCCUCUCCGGUCUUUCCACUAACCUUGGACUUCUCGACACUGGUAAAAUCUGGGGAUACAUCAUUUUGAUCUGUGUCAUCGGUUUCCUCGGAAAAUUCAUUGGUUGUGCAGGUGCCGCUUUGGCUAUGAAAUAUCCUUUGAGAGAAAGUGCUGCCAUUGGAAUGUUGAUGAGUUGUAAAGGUCUUGUCGAACUUAUCGUCCUUAAUGUCGGUCUAUCUGCUGGGAUUAUCGACGCACGAGUAUUCUCAAUGUUGGUCAUCGUCGCCAUCGUACUCACUUUCGUCACGACUCCGUGUACUCUCUGGAUCUACCCUGAACAUAAACGUGAAAGGCUUCAUGGUCCAUCCGCCGCCAACAAAGAAAAAGAUUCUGAAAGUGUCAUCGAAGGUAACAGUGGUCUUGGAGGUGGAUCAGGCGGUCGAGAACAAACUUCCCGAUUCCUAGUCAUCUUGCAAAAACUUGAACAUCUCUCUGCAAUCAUGUUCCUGACUCAACUACUUGAGGCACCUUCCACAGUCAGCAGGAAACCUUUCAACGCCGCUGGAGUCAUUGAUCACGAUUUGAAAAAAGGUGAAUUCACAGACGGAUCAACUUCUUCAACACCUGAAAACGUUUUGGCAAGAUUACCAACAUCUGAAACAGAUGGCGAUCACGACAUUUCAUCGCCUCAUACUUCCACUCUUUCGAUCGACGCCUUAAAGCUCAUCGAACUCACUGGAAGAACGCAUUCAGUCAUGCAAUCUGCCGAGAAAGAUCAGUUGCUCGUUACGGAUGAUGCGUUACAACUAUUCAAACAAUUCGGUCGAUUGAGAGGUCUUGAAGUGACACCCCACAUAUCAAUCGUAGAACAGGAUUCGUAUCCACAGGCAGUUGCCGAUUAUGCUUUUGAUUUAGAGACUGAAUUAGUCAUUUUACCUUGGACAGUGCCCAUUCAAGGAACUUCAAGUGAAUUAAUAGAUCCUUCAGCGACCACGAAUACUUCCACGGGAUUGGUGUCACAAUUCGAUACUAUAUUCGGUAUUGAAUCUUCCGGAUCACCCAUUUAUACACAUUUCGUCAGAAGAGUCUUCUCAGAAUGUAAUUCCGACAUAGCAUUAUUCGUGGAUAGAGGAUUUGGAAGCUCGACUUCUUUCACCCCUGGUUCAGGUCAACACAUCUUCCUACCAUUCUUUGGUGGACCAGAUGAUCGACUUGCAUUGAGAUUCGUUAUCCAACUGUGUAGACAUAUGAAUGUUACUGCAACUAUAGUAAGAGUUGAGAAGCCCGAUCAAGAUGGGUUGGAAGAAGAUGAUUCCGUUCAAGAUGAAUCCACCAAUGGCGGGAAAUCUGAAAGUGUGCAAAUACAUCAAGCUGCUCUGGCAAGUAAUCAACUGACCGUUGGACAUGCGAAUUCUGCAUAUCCCGAAACUCAAGCUAGAUUAGCAUCUGACACAGCUGACAACAUAGCUUGGACAUAUUACAAUACCACCUCUAUACCAUCGAGAUCUAAAUCAAUCGAUGAUGCCCUGACUAGAAUAUCAUUCUACUCCACCAAAUCCUCAACACCUUUAUCAUAUUCAUUCACAUGUGCAUCUUCAGCUAUACAAAGUACGACAUCGAGCUCCACAUCAUCUUGGAGACCAAUGUUGAUCGUUACAGGAAGAGGAAGAAGAGGUGCGGCGAUAAAUCACUCUCAAGAAUUGAAUAAAUUGUUAGCGGAUAAAGGAUUGAAUCCAUCUAUAGGUGCAGAAUUAAGGAAAACAGUUGGCGAUCCUGCUACAGCUUUGAUAUUAGGUGGUGGCGCUCCUGGAACGGCAAGCUUCUUAGUCAUGGAAGCUUCCAAGAAAUAG